This is a messenger RNA of Helicoverpa zea (corn earworm), 1878 nucleotides long. It is a transcript of the gene Ttc26, whose product is annotated as intraflagellar transport protein 56. Gene Ontology annotation, molecular function: protein binding; intraciliary transport particle B binding. Gene Ontology annotation, cellular component: ciliary basal body; intraciliary transport particle B; ciliary base. NCBI's taxonomy places the organism in Eukaryota, Metazoa, Arthropoda, Insecta, Lepidoptera, Noctuidae. Gene Ontology annotation, biological process: intraciliary anterograde transport; intraciliary transport involved in cilium assembly. The transcript has 12 exons. The record is from RefSeq and is a predicted model, not a curated record. The coding region runs from base 95 to 1762 and encodes 555 amino acids.
GCGUUGCCAUAGCAACGUUUUGUCAACAAAAGCGCGGGACGUAACGAAGUAAACAAGAUAUUUAAUUCAAUUCUGAAAAUUCAAUACGUUAACAAUGAUUCUGUCCCGAUCGAAGCCAGCUGGCGAGAAUCGUACAAAUACAGGCAGCAGUUCUGCUAAGAAAAGUUUCCCGGAGCUAGAAGACUUUAUACUGAAAAGAGACUAUGUUGGUGCUCUUACUAUGCUGGAGUUCCUAAAACACGAAGGUAACGUGGAUGUAUGGCCAGAUGUCUGGGGUGCAUGGUGCUGGUUCCACCUGGGCGAGUACCGGCGCGCGCUAGACGCGUACUUACGUGUGCGCACCAGAGAAAAACUAGAUGCGCGAGUGGCUGAUAAUAUCGCUAUGGAUAUAGCUGUGUGCUACUUUUAUUUAGGAAUGUACCAGGAAUCACAAGAAGCAGUUGAGGAAGCCCCAAAGUGUUCCUUAAAGACCCGACUCCUAUUCCACCUAGCUCACAAGCUAGGAGAUGAGGAAUCUUUGAUGCAUGCGCACGCAACUCUUCGCGAUGUCCCCGAAGACCAGCUAUGUUUAGCAUCAGUUCACUACCUGAGAGCUCAUUAUCAGGAGGCUAUCGAUGUUUAUAAGAAGCUGUUGUUGGAGAGGCGCACAUACAUGGCUUUGAACGUUUACGUAGCUCUGUGCUACUAUAAGCUUGACUAUUAUGAUGUAUCUCAAGAGGUACUCGGCGUAUACCUAGCCCAGCACCCAACCUCUACCGUUGCUGGGAACUUGAAGGCUUGCAAUUUGUUCAGAUUGUACAACGGCAUAGCAGCUGAAAACGAACUGAAACAAAUGACCUCGGAUCAGCACACAUUUGGACAAGAUUUGGUCAAACAUAACUUAGUUGUGUUCAGAAAUGGUGAAGGAGCACUAAAGGUGCUACCUGAGCUUGUAGACGUGGUUCCCGAAGCCCGGCUGAACUUGGCGGGCUAUAGACUUCGCAACCGAGAGCCUCUGGAAGCCAGGACCCUACUGGAACCUCUGCAGCCCACCUCACCGCUACACUACAUCUUGAGAGCUGUGGUCGCUGUCAGGCUUUAUAAUGAGACUGGGGAUGAUGAACAACUAAAACUGGCCCAGCAAAGUUUCCACCUAGUAGGCAGUUCGGCUUCAGAAUGCGACACUAUCCCGGGCCGUCAGUGCAUGGCUUCCUCCUACUUCCUAGCAGGACAUUAUGAGGAAGUGCUGGUCUAUCUCAACUCAAUCAAGAGCUUCUUCGUCAAUGAUGAUACUUUCAACUUCAAUUAUGCUCAGGCUAAAGUAGCGACGGGUUUCUACCGCGAGGCAGAAGAGAGCCUGCUGACGAUACAAGACGAGAGCAUCCGCAGCUCCUUCACGUUCCUCGCGUGUCUCUGUAGGUGUCACGUCAUGAACAAAGACGCACAACUCGCAUGGGAACUCUGUGUAAAGUCAGCGGGCACUCCCGACAGCUUCGCGUUGCUGCAACUGGUCGCUAACGAUAGCUAUCGCAUGGGACAGUUCCUAGUCGCUGCCAAGGCUUUCCACAUGCUCGACAGGUUGGACGGUGGCCCAGAGAUGUGGGAAGGUCUUCGCGGAGCCGUCUGUGGCUGUGCACAGGCUGCUGCAGCAAACAAACCCAAUGCUGCUACAGACCUGAGGGAUGCCCUCGCACUCCUCAAGGGACCAAGGUCUCACACGAGGGCAGAUAACAUCGUAAGGACCAUCACUAAGUGGGCCCAGCAGAAUCGCAUCCCUGUGUGAUCGGAGACCAAGGCUUGCAGUGUAGCGUAGCCUUGCAAGUAGUGUAGCAAUGUAUUGAACAUUGUCUGUAGGUAAGAGAUAUGUUUUCAAGUUUAGUAAAGUUAUUUAAACUUUCA